CGAACCUUACCCUCGCGCGGUGUCCAUCGUCCGCUCCGAGGCGCUCUCGAGCGUGUUCCCCCGUUCCAACCAUUGCCGCGAGCGCGCGAGCCGCAUCCUGCGCGUCGAGACACCUCGCGUCCGCGACAUCUCACCGUCGGACGCGCGCGGAAUCGUUCCGCGAAUCGUCGUCGCCGCGUCGUCGAGGGUUAGGAGGAAUCCGUCGACAUUCUCCUCAUCCUCUCGUCGUCGUCGAAUCGAAGCGAGAUAGGACGAUGAACGCCUCCGAGGUCGCCGCCGCGGCGGGCGCACAAAUCUCCGAGGAGUCGCAGCAGCACGUCUACGACCCCCCCGCGGCGCUCGCGAAGGACGCGCACGUCAAGUCCAUGGCGGAGUACGCGAAGAUGUACCGAGCGUCCAUCGACGACCCGGAGACCUUCUUCGGCGACAUGGCGCGCCAAUUCCACUGGGAGACGCCCUUCGUCUCCGUCGGGCCGAAGUAUAACUUCAACAUGAACGACGGGAAGAUCUUCAUCGACUGGUUCCAGGGCGGGAAGACGAACAUAUGCUACAACGCGCUGGACAAGCACGUCCUCGAGGGACACGGCGACGAGGUUGCCAUCCUGUGGGAGGGCAACGAGCCGUCCGAGGAUGCGAAAUACACCUACUCGGAAGUCCUCGCGAUGGUGAAAAAGUUCGCCAACGUGCUCAAGGCCAAGGGCGUGAAGAAGGGCGACACCGUGACGCUCUACAUGCCCAUGGUGAUGGAGCUCGCGGUCGCGUGCCUCGCGUGCGCGCGGCUCGGCGCGAUUCACUCCGUCGUCUUCGGCGGAUUCUCCCCCGAGGCGAUUCGCGGACGCAUGCACGACGCCAAGGCGCUCGACGCCGCGCUCGAGCUCGGCGCGGGCGACUUCAGCGUCUCCAGCGUGAUCGUCUUCAAGCGGCUCGACGGGUCGUGCCCGAUGGUGGACGGUAGAGACACGUGGUGGAACGACGAGAUGUCCAAGGCGGACUCCGAGUGCGACUGCGAGUGGGUCGACAGCGAGCACCCGCUGUUCAUGCUGUACACCUCCGGGAGCACGGGAAAGCCGAAGGGGAUCGUGCACUCCACCGCGGGGUACAUGAUCGGCUCGCACGCGACGUUCAAGUACACGUUCGACUACAAGCCGGGGGAGAUUUACUGGUGCACCGCGGACAUCGGUUGGAUCACCGGACACUCCUACAUCGUCUACGGGCCGCUGCUCGCGAGGGCGACGACGGUGAUGUUCGAGGGCGUGCCGACGUACCCGGACGCGGGAAGGUGCUGGGCGAUCGUGGAGAAGCACAAGGUGAACCAGUUUUACACCGCGCCCACCGCCGUGCGCGCACUGAUGAAGAGCGGAGACGCGUACGUCGAAAAGUACGACAAGUCGUCGCUUCGCAUUCUCGGCAGCGUCGGCGAGCCGAUCAACCCGGAGGCGUGGCGGUGGUACUACACCGUCGUCGGCGAGUCGCGGUGCCCGAUCGUGGACACGUACUGGCAGACGGAGACGGGCAGCUUCAUGAUCACGCCGUUGCCGGGGGCGACGCCGUUGAAGCCCGGAAGCGCGACGUUGCCCUUCUUCGGCGUCCAGCCCGUCGUUCUGGACGACAAAGGUAACGAGCUCGAGGGCGAAGCCAGCGGCUUCCUCGCCAUCAAGAAGCCGUGGCCGUCCGCGUCUCGAAGCUGCUACGGCGAUCACGACCGCUUCGAGUCCGUGUACUACUCCAUGUUCAAGGGCUACUACGUCUCCGGCGACGGCUGCCGCCGCGACGCCGACGGCUACUUUUGGAUCACCGGCCGCGUCGACGACGUCAUCAACGUCUCCGGGCAUCGCAUGGGCACCGCGGAGGUGGAGUCCGCGCUCGUGCUGCACCCGUCGUGCUCCGAGGCUGCGGUCGUCGGGAUGCCGCACGAGAUCAAGGGCGCGGGGAUCUACUGCUACGUCGUGUUGAAGGACGGCGCCGAGGCGGACGACGACCUCGUCAAGAGCCUGAAGGCGAUCGUGCGGAAGGAGAUCGGCCCGAUCGCCACCCCGGACGCGAUUCAGUUCACCGAGGGGCUUCCGAAGACUCGAAGCGGGAAGAUCAUGCGACGGAUCCUACGGAAGCUCGCGGAGAACCCGGGGAUCGAGCUGAGCGAGCUCGGGGACACGUCGACGCUCGCGGAUCCGGGGGUCGUGGCGUCGCUCAAGGAGGGCGCGAUGAAGGUCGCGGGGAAGUGAAGCGAGCGACGCGACCGACUGACCGACCGCUUUCCACGCGAAGCGAGCGUCGGUCGGACGAGAGAAGAGAGAGCGCGCGCGUCGAGAACGACGACGACGACGACGCGCGCCUGCGAACGAAACGUUAACGACGCCGACGGAGAAUAAUACCUACGACGGAGAA
Micromonas pusilla CCMP1545 is the source of this 2385-nucleotide messenger RNA. It is a transcript of the gene ACS, whose product is annotated as acetate-coa ligase. The transcript has 2 exons. NCBI's taxonomy places the organism in Eukaryota, Viridiplantae, Chlorophyta, Mamiellophyceae, Mamiellales, Mamiellaceae. Bases 255 to 2222 code for a protein of 655 amino acids. The record is from RefSeq and is a predicted model, not a curated record. Gene Ontology annotation, molecular function: acetyl-CoA synthetase activity. Gene Ontology annotation, biological process: acetyl-CoA biosynthetic process.